Messenger RNA from Anarrhichthys ocellatus (wolf-eel), 1675 nucleotides. Its product is annotated as G-protein coupled estrogen receptor 1-like. The transcript is spliced from 2 exons. The record is from RefSeq and is a predicted model, not a curated record. Gene Ontology annotation, biological process: cellular response to estradiol stimulus; G protein-coupled receptor signaling pathway. The coding region runs from base 167 to 1285 and encodes 372 amino acids. NCBI's taxonomy places the organism in Eukaryota, Metazoa, Chordata, Actinopteri, Perciformes, Anarhichadidae. Gene Ontology annotation, molecular function: nuclear estrogen receptor activity; G protein-coupled receptor activity. Gene Ontology annotation, cellular component: membrane.
GGAGGAUUAGAAAGACGCAAUGCAGGGCAAGGAAACUCAGUUCAAAGAGUGGUCAUCACUACACAUCCAGGAAGACGACACAGAUGACACCACAGUCUGGAGUGGGGCUGAAGCCUUGGAAAAGGGCCACUACUAACACCUGAUCAAGUGUAAUACGGACACAACCAUGUGCGUGGACCCUAUAGUUUUCACUGAUCACACAAAUGACACAAAGGCCGUCAUCUCUGAUUUCCUGCAGGCAGCGUCAGAGAGUAGGCAGCUGUAUAUUAUCAGCCUGUUCCUCUCUAGCCUCUACAUCAUAUUACUGUUCCCUGUCGGCUUGUUAGGGAACAUCCUCAUCUUAGUGGUCAACCUGAACCCCAGCAGCCGCUUGACGGCCCCAGACCUCUACUUUGUGAACCUGGCCGCGGCCGACCUCGCCCUUGUGGCCGACUCUCUGAUCGAGGUGUUCAACCUGAAGCAGGGCUACUACGACAAGCUCGGCCUCUGCACCUUCAUGAACCUCUUCCAGCAGGUCAACAUGUACAGCAGUGUCUUCUUCUUGACCUGGAUGAGCUUCGACCGGUUUGUGGUCCUGACCGGCUUCACGGGGCGCAGCAUGCCGCACGCACGCCUCAGCUGCUGCCUUAUCUGGGUGUCCUCGUCUUUGCUCACCGUGUUUCCUUUUGCUAUAGCUCAAAGGCAGCACAUUGGAGAACUCCACUUCUGCUUCGCGAACGUCACCCAGAUUCAGUGGCUGGAGGUGAUAGUGGGCUUCUUGCUGCCUUUCUGCAUUUUGGGUCUGUGCUACUGGAGGAUAGCGCGGGUGCUCCAGAGGAGUCAGAGGGGCCAGGAUGGCCAACAGCAGAACCCUCGCAGGCAGAAAGCCCUGCGGAUGAUCUCAGCAGCCGUGUUAGUCUUCUUCCUCUGCUGGCUUCCAGAGAAUGUGUUCAUAAGUUUUCACCUCCUAAGAGGUGAGGCAAACCGUGGCACACUGUGGCAGGACUACCCCCUGACAGGUCACGCUGUCAGGCUGGCGGCCUUCUCCAACAGCUGCCUGAACCCGCUCAUCUACAGCUUCCUUGGGGAAACUUUUCAGGAAAAACUGAGGAGCAGAUGGGCCAAGCUACACAGAUCGGCCUCGGAAAAAUCUAUCUAUGUACCAGCUGCGAGCACAUGUGGCCAAGCAAAAUGCGUCAGACCAAGCCAGUCCACAAAUGUAAGCUCCACGAUCCCUCCACAAACUGUUCUACUCCCCUCAAAUAAAUACCAGCUGCAUACUGUAAGUCACACAGACAAUAGAUGACACUGUGUCUGUGCCGUCAGUGUAAAGUCGUCAUUAAAGGACAACGUAAAAGGAAGGACUCCAGCUGUUGUGGAAACGCUUGUGUUGAAUCAGUUAAUUGAGACUUAUGCACAUUUAUUGGGAAUUUUGACAUUGUUUUGAGGGGUUUCUUCUACUUGAAUCAAUAUAGAUUUCCGCUUUUUAAGACAUUUCUGAUGCCACCUGAAAUGCAACAUCAGACCAUUUUUUUCCCCCAAUAUAAAUUAUUUUAGUAAUAUAAACUAUAGCUGCACUAAAUUGUAUUUUUUCAGCACCUUAACCCUUGCUUUGCGGACUGUGUUAUUACCAGCACAUGAUAUGAUUUUUCUGUAUGAAGCAACACCAAUCAGCAGUCAGAGUUCACCCGAGUAC